GCAGGGAAUUAUUUUGACAGAUAUGGCUGAGUGAGCUUGCCGCAGUUUCUGGACUUGGUCCUCAGCCCGGUUUUUGACAUGAUCAAAUGCCUGGCGGAGGACGUGCGAGCCAGGCUGCGCUCUGGAGUGGCCGUGGGCUCGCUGGGGCAGUGCGUCGAGGAGCUCGUCCUCAACAGCAUUGAUGCCAAGGCAACGUGUGUUGCCGUCAGGGUGGAUCUGGAAGCCUUUAAGGUCCAGGUGGUGGACAACGGCUCGGGGAUGGGAAGAGAAGAUUUAAAUAAAAUGGGAAAGCGGUACUUCACUAGUAAGUGCAGCUCAGUGGAGGACUUGGAGAGCCUCAAAUACUACGGCUUUCGAGGGGAGGCUGUAGCAAGCAUAGCAAACAUGGCCAGCGUGGUGGAAGUUUCAUCCAAGACCAACAGGGCGGCAAAGACUUUUGUGAAGCUGUUUCACAACGGGCAAGCGUUGGAAGUCUGUGAGGCUGAAUUGAGCAGGCCGAGUGGUGGAACUACGGUGACCGUGUGCAACCUGUUCCAUCAGUUACCGGUGAGGAGGAAGUGCAUGGAUCCUGCCCUGGAGUUUGAGAGAGUAAGACAGAAAGUGGAGGCUAUUUCGCUGAUGCAUCCCUCCGUUUCACUCUCUUUAAGGAAUGAUGCCUCCUGUGCGAUGGUGCUUCAGCUCCCUAAGACACGAGAUGUGUAUUCUCGUUUUUGUCAGAUUUAUGGACUAGGCAGAUCACAGAAGUUACGGGAAAUAAGCCAUAAGUCUGGAGGAUUUGAGCUUAAUGGUUAUAUCAGUUCUGAAGGACAUUACAAUAAGAAUAUGCAGUUCUUGUAUGUGAACAGAAGACUGGUUUUAAAGACAAGAAUACACAAACUAAUUGAUUUUUUAUUAAGAAAAGAAAGUGUUAUCUGCAAGUCAAAAAGUGUCCCUGCUAGCAGACAGACUAGUUCAAGCCCUGGUCACCAUCGCUGUGGCCCAGAAUUGUAUGGAAUCUUUGUUCUCAGCGUGACGUGCCAGUACAGUGACUAUGAUGUGUGUCUCGACCCUGCAAAAACUCUAAUUGAGUUCCAUAACUGGGAUUUGCUUCUAACUUGCGUUGAAGAAGGAGUGAAAAUGUUUUUAAAACGAGAGCAUUUAUUUAUUGAACCGUGCAACGAAGACAUCAGAGAAUUUAAUGAAGAUAAUGACUUUUGUCUGCAUAGUGUCCCAGUUCAGAAACCUUCAAUCUCUAAUGAGAAAGGCAUCCAAGAUAGUUUUAAGAAAGCUUGUGAUGAAAUUGUGGAUUCCUAUGAAAGGUAUAACUUGCAAUCCAAAGAUGUCAAAAGGAAAUCAGUGAGUGGAAAAACAUCUUCUUUCAAGCCAAAUGGAAAUCCAAAGGAAACUGAAAUAUCCCCCGAUCGAGUGAUGACUGAUCCACCUGACACAUGUAGGAAUAAGGAAGCAAAGAUGCCACUGCCCAGGAAAGAUAGCAAGGCUUCUUAUCUCCGUGUUUCAGGAAUCUCAGGACAGGAGCCAAAAGAUACUGACAUUUCCCAAAAGGUGUGUGAUACUGAUCUCGAAUCUUCAGAAAAGCUCUAUUCCUGUCUUGGUGAAGGGGGCAGGUCAGAACAAAUAGAGUCAGACGACUGUGAUGAGCUGCAGCUUCGUGCAGAGGAUUACGUGAAAGAGACGGGAAGCCAGCAAGGCGGGGUAGUGCAGGAAAGCAGUACCAUCCACUCUGUAAGUACUGAUUUUACUGAUUCGCCAUAUGAGAGACUAGAAGACCCUAGAGAACCAGCAGCAGGACCUGAAAUUUUCACUGGAAGUUCAGUGGUGGGAAUGUGUAAUGUAAAGAAAGGAAACAAGGAAACAGUUGAAAUGGCAAAUGGUGCUGGCAGAAGAGGUCUUGAUUCAAUACCAUUAGAACUGUUUUCUGCAGGCCUUACAACACAUACUGUGCAAACUAAGCCACCACAUGAAUGUGAACAAGUAGAAAAAAGUCACGCAUUAAAUGCGCGUGCUAGACCUGGCCCUGUCAGUGCCAAGGACACUUUUGGAGACAGGGUGAAUUUUCCAGCCCGUUCUUUUAAUGUUAAGGAUAUUUCCAGUAAUCUAAACAAAGAAUAUACCCUUUCUUAUAACAGAGAAAUGUGCAUGGCUGAUGGAAAGAAGCAGUUGGAGAACAAAACCUUGCCAAAUCAGCUGCGUGAGGACAGAGCCAUGCCUAGCGCAGCUGGUAGAAGGCAGUGUGUAACAGCAAACAUUAAAGCAUUGACAGCAUCUUCUGCUCCUCCUCAGAAUAAAAUCAUGAAAAGCACUGGAGAACAAGUGGGUGAACCAAGAUCUCAGCCCUGUAAGAAGCUGAGCUUGUCUGUGCAGCUUGGUUCCUUAGAAAAGUUCAGGAGAUACUAUGGGAGGGCUGAGUGUAUGCUCUCAACACCACUGCCAGAGGAGCGUGAAUGCGGUCUCACUGUUCUAAAUUCACAAGCUGUUCCCGACUCUUCAAAGAGUCAGGAUGACAAUCACGGUAACCUGAGCAUUUGUGAAACUCCAGGUUUGAAAUACACAGAUUCUCAUACCAGUAGCCGAGUUGUUGGUUCUUUGGAAAAGACUCUGUUCAGCAGCAAAGAUACAGUACUGGGUGGGCAAGCACUUUCCCAGAAUAAGAGUCCUUUCCCAUUGACUGACUGUGCUCAGGUUUCUAAAAAAACUGUGAGUAGUGCAAGAUCUCUGGGUUCAUUAGCAUCUAAACUGUCCAGAAUGAGAAGUGACCGCAGAGAAGCAGAACAACCUGGUGACUGCUUGCAAACGGACUCCAGCAGGAGAGAUAACAACUCACUCAAUCUUGAAUCUUCAAAUAAUGAGUGUGUGCCUAAGAGUUCUCAAAUGUAUAAAACCACCAUGGAAAAAAUAACGAGAUACUAUUUCAGCUUUUCUAAGGAGGAUACACCCUGGCAACUGGACAGUGCAAGAGCAGAGGCCAUGGACAGUACUGUGAGCCAGCCAGCACUUAGCAGCACCAGAAGGGAGCAUGCAGUCUCCUUGAGCCCUGUUUCAUCAUUACCUGGUAAAAAAGAGCAUCCUAAUGUCAUCUCUACAGAGGAAAGUGCAUUAGGUGAAUCCACAGAACAAACUCUGAAUGCUGCUGAGGUUCCCUGUAGGACCUCCCUAAGCUCCUUGGAAUUCACUGCAGAUGAUGCAAGGACAGGUGAUGCCAAGAAUGACUCUCAUUUUUCUGACUGGUUGCAAGAUUUUGAUGUUUCGUCAGGUAAGACGAUCUACAUCAAUAGAACUACUGGACUGAGCUCUUACAGCACUCCCCCUGCGGAAGAGUUUCAAGCUGCCUGCACUAAAGAUAUAACAACAAUGGCUGUGAAUGUUGUCUCAGAGAAUGGAUUUCAGUGCAGGUGCCAUCCCUUUAGAAGUGAGAUUGUGCUACCCUUCCUUCCUAGACCUCGGAAAGAGAGGACUGUAGCAAGCCAGGAUCUGAGAGAUGCUGAAGGGGAGUCGCUCCAGUCAUUGUUUUCAGAAUGGGAUAAUCCUGUUUUUGUUCGCUGCCCAGAGAUUGCUGUUGAUGUGACCAGCAGUCAGGCUGAGAAUCUGGCUGUGAAAAUUCAUAAUAUCUUGUAUCCUUAUCGUUUCACCAAAGACAUGAUUCAUUCAAUGCAGGUUCUUCAGCAAGUGGACAAUAAAUUUAUUGCUUGUUUAAUCAACACUAGGAAUAAAAUGGAUAAAAAAGCAGGUGGAAACCUCUUGGUUUUGGUGGAUCAACAUGCAGCUCAUGAACGAAUCCGCCUGGAGCAGCUUAUUGCAGAUUCCUAUGAGAAGGAGGCUGCCACAUGUGGCAAGAAGAAAAUAAUGUCCUCCUCCAUCUGUCCCCCUUUGGAGAUUGAAGUAACAGAGGAACAAAGAAGAUUGUUACGAUGCUGCCACAAAAACUUGGAGGAUUUAGGCCUUGAAUUAUCAUUUCCCGAGACCAACCACUCCUUGAUUCUUGUGGGGAAGGUGCCACUGUGUUUUAUAGAAAGAGAGGCCAAUGAGUUACGACGGAAAAGACAGCCCGUCGCUAAGAGCAUUGUGCAGGAGUUUAUUCAAGAACAAGUUGAGCUAGUGCAGACCACAGGAGGAGCACGAGGGACACUGCCUCUGACAUUUCUGAAGGUGUUAGCUUCCCAAGCGUGUCAUGGGGCUAUUAAGUUUAAUGACAGUUUGACUUUGGAGGAGAGCUGUCAGCUCAUUGAAGCUUUGUCAUCGUGCCAGCUGCCCUUCCAGUGUGCUCACGGGAGACCUUCCAUGAUGCCCCUUGCAGACAUAGACCAUCUCCAGGAGGAAAAGCAGCCUAAACCUAAUUUGGCCAGACUGAGGAAAAUGGCACGUGCAUGGCACUUAUUUGGGGAAAAAAAAAAGAACCUAACUAAAGCAGCGAACGCUGUAAAGCCCAACCACCAAAUGCGCUGAUACGAUGCCAAGUUCCCAGCUGGAGAGCACUGACUUGGCCUAUGGCACUGGACGAGAAACUUGGCUCCACAGAGGUUCUGCCCAGAGCACUGGGCUACAAAGCACA
Molecule: messenger RNA, 4546 nt
Organism: Nothoprocta perdicaria
Lineage: Eukaryota; Metazoa; Chordata; Aves; Tinamiformes; Tinamidae
Gene: MLH3
Product: mutL homolog 3
Exons: 12
Coding region: 79-4440 (1453 amino acids)
Biological process (GO): mismatch repair
Cellular component (GO): mismatch repair complex
Molecular function (GO): ATP hydrolysis activity; ATP-dependent DNA damage sensor activity; ATP binding
Source: RefSeq, a predicted model, not a curated record